This is a messenger RNA of Gastrolobium bilobum, 1794 nucleotides long. RefSeq names its product protein NUCLEAR FUSION DEFECTIVE 4-like. The record is from RefSeq and is a predicted model, not a curated record. Gene Ontology annotation, cellular component: membrane. The coding region runs from base 1 to 1782 and encodes 593 amino acids. Lineage: Eukaryota; Viridiplantae; Streptophyta; Magnoliopsida; Fabales; Fabaceae. The transcript is spliced from 3 exons.
AUGGUUUCAUUUCAAGAGAAAUUGAAGGCGUUGUUGAGCCACAGAUGGAUGGUGUUUGUGUGUGCAAUGUGGGAUAUGUCAUUUGUGGGAACAGCUUAUAUGUUUGGAAGCAUAUCACCUGUGAUAAAGAGUAGCAUGGGUUACAACCAGAAGCAGGUGGCUUUCUUGAGUGUGGCUAAGGAUUUGGGUGAUAACGUUGGCCUUCUUGCUGGGAAAAUCAGUGAAAUAUCUCCCACUUGGCUUGUUAUACUUGUUGGUGUUGUUCAGAAUUUUGUUGGUUAUGGCCUUGUUUGGCUCAUUGUCACUCACAGGUUUCCUUCUUUACCUUUGUGGCUGUUAUGCAUUUUCAUCUUCGUGGGACAAAAUGGAUCUACAUACUACAACACAGCUUCUCUGGUUUCCUGUGUGCAAAAUUUCCCUGAAAGUAGAGGGCCAGUGGUGGGGAUAUUGAAGGGAUUUGUUGGCUUAAGUGGUGCAAUUUGGACUCAAAUCAUAGCUAUGAUCAAUAUCCCUGAUCAAGCAUCUCUGAUUUUCAUCGUAGCAGUUGGACCUGCAAUGGUUUCUUUCACCCUCAUGUUCAUCAUAAGACCCAUUGAAAAUUACAAGUUACAAUCUAGAGCUUCUGAUGGUUCAGGCUUCUUGUUUAUCUACAGCAUUUGCCUUCUCUUGGCUGCUUAUUUGAUGGGAAUUUUGCUGCUAGAGAAUAUGCUGGAUUUGGAACAAAGCACCAUCACAUUAUUAGCACUUGUUUUGAUCAUUCUCAUAUUGCUUCCAAUUAUAGUUCCUAUUCUGUUGGUUUUCUUCUCUGAACCCAAAAGUCAUGAUGAGGAAACCCUUCUUGAACAACCACCAGUGGCAGCAGCAACUAAAUCUAUGCAUGCAGAUGAUGAGACUAGUGCUGGUGCCAAUCAUGUUGAAAAUGAGAAGCCUCCAAUGCCAGAUGUGCUUCCACUCUCAGAAGGGCCAAGAGACAUGGUUCAAUUUCAAACUAAGCUUUUCCAUGCAGUCACUUCAGCCGUGAAGAAAAUCAAGCAAAAAAAUGGUCCCCAUAGAGGAGAGGAUUUCACCUUGACACAAGCACUGGUCAAGGCUGAUUUUUGGAUCAUGUUCUUCUCUUUAGUCUUGGGUGCUGGAUCAGGUUUGACAAUAAUAAACAACAUGGGUCAGGUUUGUCAAUCUUUGGGAGAUGACAACAUCAAUGUUUAUGUAUCAGUUAUCAGCAUAUCAAACUUCCUUGGUCGUGUUGGUGGCGGCUAUUUCUCAGAGGUUAUAGUAAGAAAUUUUGGGUACCCGAGACUUGUUGCAUUGGCAGUGAUACAGGCAGUGAUGUCAUUGGGACUCUCCUACUAUGCCUUGGGCUUAGUUGGACAAGUUUAUGUGGUGGCAAUAUCUAUGGGUUUUGGUUAUGGUGCCCACUGGUCAAUUGCACUAGCUGCAGCUUCAGAACUAUUUGGCUUGAAGAACUUUGGGAGUUUGUACAAUUUCCUUACUAUGGCUAGCCCAGCUGGUUCUCUAUUUUUAUCUGGAUUUGUAGCAAGCACAAUAUACGACUAUUAUGCUGAGCAACAAGCAAAACACCGAAUGCAAACUUAUAGAGCCUCGGUUAACUUUGCUAUGCCUUAUGUCACUGAAAAUAAUGAGUUGCUGCUUUGCAAGGGAAACAUAUGCUAUUCCCUAACAUGUGGAAUCUUAGCAGUAGUUUGCUUAUUAGCAACUGCUUUGAGUUUGGUCAUAGUUCACAGGACUAAGAGGUUCUAUGCCCAACUUUAUGGGAAGUCUUGAACUUGAUUAGGG